GUGUAACAAAAUUCAGCUGGUCGGUAUGUGAAUAAGUGAACGGGGAGAAAAGUAUGUAAGAAGCAGCUGGACAACUGACAGUACCUGAGGCACGAUGGCGGGAGUCAGCCAACAGAAUUAUGCUUCUCAGCUGCUAGUGAGCCAAGGGUUAGAUCUAACCCAAGGAGCUGACUUCUUGAAUCCCAACAUGCAGCAAAAGCUUGAAGGAGUAAAAAGUUGGAUUCGGCGUGAAAUACAAAAGGAACUUAAAAUCAAAGAAGGUACAGAGAACUUGCGCAAGGUGACGACAGAUAAAAAAAAUCUGGCAUGUAUAGAAAACAUUCUGAAGAUCUCAAAUCAAAAACUGGAAUCCCUGCAUUGGGAGCUUCAGGAACUGAAUGCACGAAUCGUCAUGGAGAGGGACAAUCUGAGAGAUGGUGAAUUAUCUCCAGACUCCUGCUGCUGGGAGCAGUGUCUAACUCCAUUGGGCAGUCGAAUUGCAGCUCUAAAGAGACAGCUAAAUAUUGAAAUGAAGGUGAAACAGGGAGCUGAAAACAUGAUCCAAAUGUACUCAAAUGGACUAUCAAAGGAUCGUAAGAUGUUAACAGCAGCACAGCAGAUGUUGCAGGACAGUAAAAUAAAGAUUGAUAUAAUCAGAAUGCAGAUCGUCAAAGUAACUCGCACUAUUGGAACACCCAUUGAUGCCAAUGAAACUCUAGGACACAUCAGUUCUCUAGAGCUAAGAGUUGAAGAACUGAGACAUCACCUUCGAGUUGAGUCUGCAAUAGCAGAAGGUGCAAAAAAUGCAGUGAAGUUGCUAGAUGGAAAGAAGGACCAGGAGAAGAGAGUUCUGGUUGAGGCACAAUCACAGUUGUGGGAGUCAGCCCAAAAAAUAAAUCUACUUCGUAUAUCACUGGAGUGUCGCCUAAGAGAACUCCCUAAUGAUCAUUACCUCCAGGCAGUUAUCAAAGAAGAGUUGAAAAUUGUGAAUUCGCCAUCAAUGGAACUAACUCGUUUUGGUGCUUCAUACCACACUUCAGCCUUCAUUAAAUCAGCAGCAUUAACAGGAACAUUAGAAGUGAAAUUAAUAGGAUGCCAGCAUCUUCUUGAAAAUGUUCCAGGUUGUUUGUGGUUGAGAAAUGCUUCAGCUAGUCCAGAAAUACCUCUGUCAUCUGUCAAGACAUGGGCUGGACGUCCUACAACAAGUCGAUCUUUAAAAUCAGAAGAGCGAAGUACUGAAGUGAGUGUCGUUCUGAAAUUGGACAAUCAAAUUGUGGGACAAGCAAACUGGCGUUCAGUGAAGAAUCAAGCCUGGGACCAGUCCUUCAGCAUUGAACUGAACAGGAAUCGUGAGUUGGAAAUUGCUGUUUACUGGCGGGAUUGUCGAGAACUAUGUGCGGUAAAGUUCCUACGACUUGAAGAAUUUCUAGACAAUCAGUGCCACACAAUGACUGUAUCCUUGGAGCCACAGGGGGUACUUUCCGCAGAGGUGACCUUCUGUAAUCCUGCUAUCAAUCGAGGACCAAAGUUACGACGUCAGAAUCGAAUUUUCCCCAAGCAGAAAGGGAAACACUUUCUGAGAGCAUCACAGAUGAAUAUCAAUAUUGCCACGUGGGGGCGCCUAAUGAUGAAUAUGCUGCCUCCAUGUAGCUCCAUGACAACAAGUCCACCAUUGCCUACAGCCAAUCCCAGUUUCACAGUGCACAAUUCCAGCACCACGUCACCACAAUUGAGGGACUUCACACCUGUCAACCUAAACUUCAGCCCUGAGUCUCCUCCCAAGCCAUCUCAGCCAUUUAUAAAUAGUUCUUCAGAUGAAAAGAUUCUUGCACUGAUUAAUAGUCAGGAUGAAGUUAAAAAUGAUACAAAUAUGGUAACUCAACAGAUUAACCAAUUUCUAGAUGAGUCAAAUCAAGCUUGUAUUGCACCAAGACAGCAGACCUUGCAUUUUGAAGAUUUCUGCUGUUUGGCCUUGAUUGGACAGGGUCAUUUUGGAAAGGUGCUUCUUGCAGAAUAUAAGUUUACAAAGAGACUGUUUGCUAUUAAAGCCUUGAAGAAAUGUAAUAUAGUGCUUCGAGAUGAAGUGGACAGUCUGAUGUGUGAGAAAAGGAUCCUUGAGACAGCAAGCUCUGCUCGGCAUCCUUUUCUAGUGAACCUCUUUGCCUGCUUUCAAACACCAAGUCAUGUUUGCUUUGUGAUGGAGUACGCACCUGGAGGAGACCUCAUGAAACACAUUCAUUCCAAUGUCUUCUCAGAACCCCGGGCUCGAUUUUAUGCAGCCUGUGUUAUUCUUGGCUUGCAGUUUCUACACGAGAAAAGUAUAGUUUACAGGGAUCUGAAGCUGGACAAUUUAUUGAUGGAUGCUGAUGGUUAUGUUAAAAUUGGUGACUUUGGUCUCUGUAAAGAAGGAAUGGGUUUUGGUGAUCACACAAAUACAUUUUGUGGAACUCCUGAGUUUCUGGCCCCAGAGGUGCUGACUGAUACCUCCUACACACGAGCAGUUGACUGGUGGGGACUAGGAGUCCUAAUUUAUGAAAUGCUGGUGGGAGAGUCCCCUUUUCCAGGAGACGAUGAUGACGAGGUAUUUGAUAGCAUUGUUAAUACUGAGGUACGCUAUCCACGAUUUCUAUCGACUGAGGUGAUCUCAAUCAUAAGGAAGCUACUGAGAAAGAAUCCAGAAUACCGUUUAGGCACUGGUGAAGAGGAUGCAGAAGAAGUGAAAAAGGAAAUGUAUUUUAGGGAAGUUGACUGGGAGGCCUUAUUUGCUCGAAAAGUAAAGCCGCCAUUUGUACCAAAACUAAGCGGCCGAAAUGAUGUCCGGAACUUUGAAGAAGAAUUUACAACCCAGACUCCGGUCUUGUCUCCAUUUUCAGACUCUGGAAAACUAACUUUACAGGAGCAAGCAAUGUUUGAAGGGUUUGAUUGCAUGACUGACCUGUAUCAAGAUGACUGAUUUUGUAGGCUUCAUAUUCUGAUGUGAUACCUCAUAAGAAAGCACAGUGCUAUUUGUUGGACAAACUGAGAAACUGCUAAGAAGUUUGAAACCUCUGGUAGUUUCUAGGCCAAUUUGAAUAUGAAUAUUUAGUUUCCAAGAACCCGAUCAUCUGUUUCUUUUUGUGAAUGUAAUUUCCUGUUCAGAAACCUGCACAUCCUGGAAAAUGUCUGCAUUCUGUUAGAAUAGUGAUGAACUACACCAUUACAAAGGGAAUUAACAGGUCAAUUUAUUAUCAAGAUGAAUUGUCCACAAUUUUGCUUAUUUAUCUGAGCAAUAGGUAGUUAGCUGCAUAAUUCUCACUUCCUACUUCUCAGCUGCUCUUUCUCAUCACCACACCCCUAACGCGUACUACCUCAUACGACCUUGUCCUCCAUGCUUUUCUCUUAUCACGAUACUGUAGAUCUCUGAUUCUUUCAAUUUUUCCUCGCCAUGUAAAUGCAGGCAAAUUUGAAUGUCAAUAGGGAGCAUUUAAAACUUCUAACAAUGAAAUGUUAUUGUGGAUAGAUGGUAAUCAUGAGCAGCACUUUAAUUUGCUCCACUUCACACCCUAAGAUAUUGUGUUCUCUUGUUUUAUUUCACUCGAUGACAACUCUGGAUAUAUUUAAGUAGCCUUUUUAAUAUAGUUUUUUUCUGCUUGUACUUUUUUGUUGAGCAGAGAGGAGUAUUAGGAAACCUGCAUCCUAAAACUACAAAGAUAAGUUAUUAUAAAAAAUGUGACCAUUGCACUCUGACUUGCCUUUAUUUCUGUUUGCAGUGAAUGUUUUUGGCCUGUCACUGCAUUUUUGGAAUUAGGUCCAGGUUAUGAUACUUCAGAAUAUGUUCACAUGCAUGUUGUACUUAGUGGGAAGGCAAGGCUUUUUAAACAAUUGCACUUUAAAUGUGGAUUGAAACGUUUUUCUCUGUUGCUAUUUGAUUAAAUUAAAAGUGAGUGUAGAGGGUAAGUGUCUAAUGACUCAGGUGAACACAUGACAGGGAUGACAAUCUUGCACUUCCAGCUUAUAUUAACGUUUCCAAAUCUUCAGAGGUUAGUAACAUACCAGGAACUCAAAAUUGAAAUCUGAGCAGAUUCAUUCUCGUCUGCUUUUAAAUAUUCUCAUUGACAAAGACCAAGGAACAGCUGCAUUCCUGACCUCUUAGUUGUGUAGUUAGAGGAAUGGAGCUAUUAAAAGCGUAUCAUUAUGAAAUCCAGGAUAACUGCUUUAUUUUGAAGACCUCUAUCUAAGUUGAUUUUUAAAAAUUGAUAAACACUAUAGAGAUUAACUUUAUUGAUAUAGAGCAGACACUGUUCCUAUUUAUUGAUAUAAUUUAUGGUUUGUAUUUUGAUAAAUUCAGAAGAGGGUUAAAAAGAUGAUCUGAGUGAUGGCAUUCAAGUGAUUCUUUAAUCUAUUCCAAUUCCUCUUGUAAUUGGUGGGCAGGGAAGGUCUGGCUGACCCAUUGAGCCUGCCCAGAUGGCAAAAGUGUUAGAAAUUACUCAGUGUUUCUUUUUAAAGUACUCACACUACUUGACAGCCUCCAGCUUUAGGAUGACUCUGUAUUUGCAACCAUUUUAGAUACUGGGCAUUCCUAAUCUCACUCUUGUCUGAUCUCAUGACAAAGCUAGAUGUAUCAAUGGCUUCUACUUGUAUAUACUCUUCCAUUGUCAAGAAUGAAUCUGGGCUCUCUUUGUCUCAUUAUCUAAGAUCAUCAGCAAGAGAUAGUAAUCAUCAGAAUUUAC
Molecule: messenger RNA, 4688 nt
Organism: Hypanus sabinus (Atlantic stingray)
Lineage: Eukaryota; Metazoa; Chordata; Chondrichthyes; Myliobatiformes; Dasyatidae
Product: serine/threonine-protein kinase N2-like
Exons: 22
Coding region: 95-2932 (945 amino acids)
Biological process (GO): signal transduction; protein phosphorylation
Molecular function (GO): protein serine/threonine kinase activity; small GTPase binding; ATP binding
Source: RefSeq, a predicted model, not a curated record